This is a messenger RNA of Nezara viridula (southern green stink bug), 1881 nucleotides long. NCBI's taxonomy places the organism in Eukaryota, Metazoa, Arthropoda, Insecta, Hemiptera, Pentatomidae. The record is from the annotation of a GenBank genome assembly.
UGUUAAAAAAAGUAUUGUUACACAGUAAUGCGUGACAUUCCAUUGCUAAUUCCCAUAUCGCCUAUGAUGCGCGGCAUAGUUAAAAAUAAAUAUUCACCGAAAUCACACUACAAAUUUUAAAAAUAAUUAUUAUGGUUGUCAUAGAAACAACCACAUGUUUGUUUAUUAGGACAAACACUAAGAUGGGUGACGUCUCGCCUACUGAAGAUUUAGAAGAUAAAUUUCUAAGCGAAGAGACUCUCAUCAGAGAAGGUAACGACCUGUUGAAAAUAUGUGAACAAAUUUACUCUCAUACUCCUCAGGCGUUGGAGUAUGAUUCAAACUUCAAAGAUAUACCGAAAGAUUACACUUCGAGUCUGGAAAGGAAUGUUAAUAUAUUGAAACUUUACCUGGAGCUAUUGCUGGAAUUCAUCGGCCUGUCGCCAAAGAUAAUUUCUACAUUCCGAAGGCACAAAGCGGUCUACACUCCAGAGCUCAGCGUGCCUGCCAUCGCCUACACUCUCUGGAUUAGGGUCAAGUUCUUGACGACGGAUAGCAUCCGAAAUGAGCUGUCAACUAUAGUAGAAGAAAGCGAAAGGAACAAAACGAGCACAGAAACACAGACAUUAGUUCUCUCAUUGACUGCUUGUGAGAGUUGCUACCUUUCUCAGUCAGUAGUGAAGGAGUUGGUGUCCAAAGUGGAGUUGUUCUGUUCUACUCAUGAGAUAACAGAAAGCAGCGUUCUUAACACAAAAGAUCAAUUAAGAUCCAAAGUCCAUGACAUGACAGAAUGGAAUGCUAUGAAUAAAUGGUGCAAAGCACUAACAACUGAUAUAGAACAAUUGACAGAGAUCUCUGAUAAACUCCUCAGUAAUUGGAAAAGAGAAAGACUGAAAGAGAAGCAACGCUACGAAGAAUUAGAAAAUAGGCUGAGAGAAGCAGAGAAAAAUCGAGUAGUAUCUGGAGAAAAUGAUGGAAAUACAACAGACGCAAAAUAUAAGGCAUUGGAGAUCGAAAACAAAAAUUUAACAACAGAAUUGGACCAGAAGAGACAAGAAAUCAAAGAAUUGACUUUUAAAGCUAAAUAUUUUGAAGAAGAAUAUCAAGCUGAACAGAGUAAAAACCAAAAAUUACAAAAUGAAUUAGAAGAAAAUACAAAGGAACUUCAAGAGUUGAGAAAUAAUGUUGAAGAUUACAAAGCUUCUUCUAUUUCUAUAAAAGGAAAGUGUGAACAGUUAAAAAAUGAAUCCAAAAAUGAAAAACAAAAUAUUAAAAAAAUAGAAGCUCAAGUUGAAGCUAAAAUAAUUGAAGCAAACAGUAUAAUAACCGAAUAUGAACUUGAAAUAUCACAAAUGAAUAAAAGAGUUCAAGAUAUGGAGAACGAAUCAAGAUCUCAACAAAAGACUAUGAACGAGCAACUCAAAUCUUUAGAAAUACAAGAAAGAGAAAUAAACAAAUUCAAAAAAAGUAACCAACUAUUGAAUGAAAGGCUUAAAGAAAAUGAAAAAAUGGUAGAAUCUUUUAAUAAUUUACAAGAAGAUUGUAAAAACAUAAGAAAAGAGCUGGACAGCAAAAGAAAAGAAGAAGUUAUUAUGAAAGAAAAAAUGAUUCUACUUGAAAGACAAAUAAACAACUUAAGUGCACAUUGUGAUUACCUGAAACAGAGACUAAAAAUAUGUGACCCAUCCUAUCAACGAGGCACAGGAGAGACUUUGAAAGGGCUGGAAACAGAUAUUGAAGGCAGCAUACAUUCUAAUGAUUUCAGUGAAAAUGAAGAUGAUUUGAACAGAGAAUCUAAAUAGAACAUAUACUUUUUUAACAAAAAAAAAAAAAAUGCUAAAGAAAUAUGAAUAAAAUUGACUUCAGAUUUGUUUACAUUAUACUAUUUUAACACUUUUAAUG